Antechinus flavipes (yellow-footed antechinus) is the source of this 3339-nucleotide messenger RNA. It is a transcript of the gene LEF1, whose product is annotated as lymphoid enhancer binding factor 1. The transcript has 11 exons. Bases 930 to 2183 code for a protein of 417 amino acids. Lineage: Eukaryota; Metazoa; Chordata; Mammalia; Dasyuromorphia; Dasyuridae. The record is from RefSeq and is a predicted model, not a curated record. Gene Ontology annotation, biological process: canonical Wnt signaling pathway; regulation of transcription by RNA polymerase II. Gene Ontology annotation, cellular component: beta-catenin-TCF complex. Gene Ontology annotation, molecular function: DNA-binding transcription factor activity, RNA polymerase II-specific; RNA polymerase II cis-regulatory region sequence-specific DNA binding.
AUCCCCACCUCAGCUUUUCACAUUUUCCGUGGCACAAACUUUUUUCUUGGCAAACUUUUCUCUCCUUCCCUUCAUUUUCCCUGAGGAGAGCUUGCCUCCUCUGCCUCUGAGUUCUCUCUUCUGCUUCCAUCUCCUUCUACAGAUUAAAUGAGCUUCGAAAUGCAAAGGGAAAGAGAACGAGAAAGGAAAAAAUAAGCUGCAAGAGCACGCAUCUUCACAGGAUUACUGAUUAUUUGCUGCAGGGAUAGAUGCCCACAUACAUCUAUCGCUGCGCCAGGAAGUGGAAAUUGCAUUAUCUCCUGACUCUCCUUGAAGUUUCUUAUCGUGGGAAAACGCGAACUCAGAGCCUUUCGGGCAAGCUCCGUCACUCCCUUCUGAAAACAAAUCGACUCUAAUAUCUACUUUGUCCCGAAGAUCUAGAAGAUUGAUCCGAGGCCUGCCUGCCUCGCCUCCGCACUUCUGGCAAGCCCCCACCCCCUCAUCACUAGCACCAACUUCCACUGGCAGACACAACAGAAGGCAAGGCUUGGGUGGAGAAGCAGGAGCAAGCGCCUCUCUUACCAGAGGCACCAGUGAUCAGGGACUUCGACAGCUUUGCUGAACCUCCCAUUUCUCGCUGUUCCUGCUAUUAUCCCUCCCUGGCUGAGGCUUAACUCUCCCUUCUGUAGGGGGAGGCACAGAAGGGGCCAGCCUCUGAGGCGCUCAGAGGGACAUAGACACUCGCACCCUCGAUUGCAAAGGAAGAUUGUUGGCCCGCUGCCUCUGAGCAAGAAGCGCCUCCAUUCCAUUCUUUUCUCGCACGCCAGUUUCAACUCUCAAUCUCUGCCUCCUCUUUUCCCCACCAACCUCCCACCUUUUUGUGUGCUUUUGUUGUGUCGUCGCUGCCGCGGUCCACCCCCCGGAGUAGAAGGGAUUAAAGAGCAGCCGGAAUGCCCCAACUCUCGGGGGGAGGCGGUGGCGGCGGCGGCGGGGGGGACCCGGAGCUGUGCGCCACAGACGAGAUGAUCCCCUUCAAAGACGAAGGCGAUCCGCAGAAGGAAAAAAUCUUCGCAGAGAUUAGUCAUCCCGAAGAGGAAGGGGACUUGGCCGACAUCAAAUCCUCCUUGGUAAAUGAAUCCGAGAUCAUCCCAGCCAGCAACGGGCAUGAGGUGGUCAGACAAGCACAAACCUCUCAGGAAUCAUACCAUGACAAAGCCAGAGAUCACCCUGAUGAAGCAGGAAAACAUCCAGAUGGAGGAUUAUACAACAAGGGCCCUUCUUACUCUGGUUAUUCUGGGUAUAUAAUGAUGCCAAAUAUGAACAAUGACCCUUAUAUGUCAAAUGGAUCUCUCUCUCCACCUAUCCCUCGAACAUCCAAUAAAGUGCCCGUGGUGCAGCCAUCCCAUGCAGUCCACCCUCUCACUCCACUCAUCACUUACAGCGAUGAGCACUUUUCACCAGGAUCGCAUCCUUCCCAUAUCCCAUCAGACGUCAACUCCAAACAAGGUAUGUCCAGACAUCCUCCAGCUCCUGACAUUCCUACCUUUUAUCCCCUGUCUCCAAGUGGUGUAGGACAGAUUGCCCCACCUCUUGGCUGGCAAGGUCAGCCUGUAUAUCCCAUCACGGGUGGAUUCAGGCAGCCCUACCCAUCCUCACUCUCAGUCGACACUUCCAUGUCCAGGUUUUCACAUCAUAUGAUCCCUGGCCCUCCAGGUCCCCACACAACUGGAAUCCCUCAUCCAGCCAUUGUAACGCCUCAGGUCAAACAGGAACAUCCUCAUACUGACAAUGAGCUAAUGCACGUGAAGCCUCAGCAUGAACAGAGAAAGGAGCAGGAGCCGAAAAGACCUCACAUUAAGAAACCUCUGAAUGCUUUUAUGUUAUACAUGAAAGAAAUGAGAGCGAAUGUCGUAGCUGAGUGUACUCUGAAAGAAAGUGCAGCUAUCAACCAGAUUCUAGGCCGAAGGUGGCACGCCCUCUCCCGUGAAGAACAAGCUAAAUAUUAUGAAUUAGCUCGGAAGGAAAGGCAGUUACACAUGCAGCUCUAUCCAGGCUGGUCUGCGAGAGACAAUUAUGGUAAGAAAAAGAAGAGGAAGAGAGAGAAACUACAAGAAUCCACAUCAGGUGGAAAACGAAACUCAUUCCCGACAUGCAAAGCCAAGGCAGCAACCCCAGGGCCUCUUCUAGAGAUGGAAGCCUGUUGAAACCCCAAACAUCUCCUCAGUCUGAGCAGUUUACCCCAAAGGAGUCUUGAUAUCCACUUGACCCUGUGGUCACUGCUAGAGACAUUGAACCAUAAGGACAAUCACUGCCAAAUCCCUCUUUGCUUCUACUGCAAGAACCCGGGCCUGAAAGAAAAGCAUAAAAGAAAAUUUUAAAGCAACAAAUCCCACAAAAUUGAAAUGCACAUGAAAAUGUUUGCAGACUUUGGGUCAAUUGAGAAGCUUCUCUCUCUUCAUCUCUGCCUUGUACUUCCCAGAGUAUUUUGCAUCCAUGUUUGUACCUUUUGGCAAGCAAGGUAACCUGGCCAUGUCCACCUGCCUGCUGCAACCACCUGGAGCCAACAACCAGCCAGCACUCAAAUCACCUGCCUAUCAACCCAUGAGGAAAUUGUGGAAGACCUCUCCCUCUUUGUUUCUAUCUCCAUGUUUUUUUCUCUUCCUUCCCAAACAUUUUAUUUAAUAACAGUGCAAAAGGAUCAAUUUUAUGUUUGCUUCUUUAAAAAAAACUUGAAUGCUUUUAUAUUUUUAACUUUUUAGUUUUAAUUUCCUUGGUGUAUAUUUUACUAGCCAUAUGAUCUUUUAAAUAAAAUUCAAAGACCUGGAAAAGUAUGAUUUAAAAAAAAAAACACAACAAAACUGAAAGAAAUCCAAGAGAAAUCUUGUCUGAAAAUGUGGCUUCUCUGUGAACAAAUUUGUAACAAAAGCCUCUCCGUCUUUGUAAGGUGUUAUAUAGAACUAAUUAAGUGUAACCACCAAGUCAACUUGUCAGUAGACAUGGCAAUCCUGCUUCACUUUAGUCUUCUUUGUAAACCUAAGCAAUACAUCCAGCAAAUUGGUUUGCAGUGAGUUUCCCUUUCUUCUUUAUCUCUUACCCCCUUUCUUGUAAAAAGCCCAGCACUUGAAUUGUUAUUACUUUAAAUGUUCUGUAUUUGUAUCUGUUUUUAUUAGCUGAUUAGUGGGAUUUUAUGCCAGUUGUUGAAAUGAGCAUUGAUGUACCCAUUAAAAAAACAAAAAAACUGCAAGGCACAGCCUUUGCCAAAAACUGUUAGCUAAAGUUUUGUCAUUCCAGUUUGAGUUAAUGUGCUGAGCAUUUUUUAAAAGAAGCUUUGUAAUAAAACAACAAAAAAGUGUCACUUCA